CAAAUUUUGUCAAAAACUUCAAAGUUCAAACAAAACCCGGUGGUCUUUUGCUAAACAUAAACAAAGCAGAGAAAUGGCAGGGCCCGGCAAAUGCUUCCUCGUCACCGGUCCUCCUGGUGUGGGUAAAACCACACUGAUCAUGAGAGUUUUUGAAACCCUCAAAGCCUCUAACCCCAACUUAAAGGUUCAAGGAUUUUACACUCGUGAAAUCAGACAAGGAAGCGAGAGAGUCGGGUUUGAGGUUGUCACUUUAGACGGUCGCAGAGGUCCACUUGCCUCCACCACUAUUUCAAGCCCUGAGUCUCUUAGAUGGCCUAAUGUUGGGAAGUACAGAGUAGAUAUUGCGUCAUUUGAGUCACUAGCACUACCUGAGUUGCAGGUCAGAGAGGAUACUGAUCUCUUCAUCAUUGAUGAAGUUGGUAAGAUGGAGAUGUACAGUUCAUCUUUCUUCCCCGCAGUUCUAAAAGUUCUAGAAUCAAACAUCCCAGUUUUGGCUUCUGUCCCUAUUCCAAAAUUUGGCCGUGAUAUACCUGGAGUUGCAAGGUUGAAGAAUCAUCCAGGGGCAACUAUGUCUACAUUGAGCACAAGUAACAGGGAUGCUGUUAAAGAUCAGAUAUAUUCCAUACUGGUAGACUUGAUGAGAAAACAGUAGAAGUUGACCAAUUCUUUGGUUCCUAUUACCCAGAUCAGAUGAGCAGACUUCCUGUAUUUUUGAGGUGUAUGCAGUGCAUCUGGAAUAAGACUUGGUGUUGGUGUUACCAUAAUGUACUUUGUAGGUUUCCAAAUUGCAGUAUUGAGACUUAGAUAUAAGGCUAAGAGCCUAAGAAGGUAUUUCCUUUCCAAAUUUUUGUGUUUACAAUUUUUGUAAUCUUACAGUGCCACAAGCUUAGGUUCAAGACUCCCCCUAGGGGGAGAAAUUAUACUGUUAUCUGGUGGACCAUGUCACUUGUCCACCAUUUCAUUAAGAAACUCCCACUUGUUUAAAAUUGCUGAGUCAGUAAUCAGUUUCUGUUAAAAUUUUUUUUUUUUAACUCAGCAAUUUUAAACAAGUGUGAGUAUUUUAGUGGAAUGGUGGACCACGUUACUUGUCCAUCAUGUGGACCUUAUAAUUUCUCCCCUAGGGGCUCAAUUUCAUUAAUUACAUACGUUGUCCUUAUCUUAACAAUUAUAUCUAUCUAAGGUGAUAAAGGUGUUUUAUA
Quercus lobata is the source of this 1199-nucleotide messenger RNA. Its product is annotated as cancer-related nucleoside-triphosphatase. The record is from RefSeq and is a predicted model, not a curated record. Gene Ontology annotation, molecular function: ATP hydrolysis activity. The transcript is spliced from 6 exons. NCBI's taxonomy places the organism in Eukaryota, Viridiplantae, Streptophyta, Magnoliopsida, Fagales, Fagaceae. Bases 74 to 652 code for a protein of 192 amino acids.